Molecule: messenger RNA, 1212 nt
Organism: Aspergillus terreus NIH2624
Lineage: Eukaryota; Fungi; Ascomycota; Eurotiomycetes; Eurotiales; Aspergillaceae
Exons: 3
Coding region: 1-1212 (403 amino acids)
Source: RefSeq, a predicted model, not a curated record
AUGCAUGUUCCUCUAUCCAUUCAUACCACAUCCUAUUCCAUGGCCGCCUGGGACAUCACCACAGCCGACGAGGCCUGGUUGAUCGAACUCUGCCAUAAAUCAGCAGACGAGGGACGCCAGAUUGGCGGACAGGAGCAUGGCGGCCCAAAGGUGGUCCGGAUAUCUGAUCGCAUCGUGGCGAAAUACGGCAAUAUCCGACGCUCUGAACUCGCAGCACAGGAGGUUGCCUAUCACAAUACUGAUCGAAGCAUUGUCCACAUCCCAAAAGUGCACCGCUUCUUCGAAUCCGACGGUCAAAGUUACCUCUUCAUGGAGUAUGUGGAAGGCCAAACUCUGGAAGACGUCGAUUUUGAAACCCACAAGGACAUACCGAUCCGAGUUGCCAAUAUCCUUGCACAUUUGCAGCAGAUACUAGGAGACUGCGACUCCCCAGGGCCGGUCACUGGCGGGGAAGCUCAUGGCUAUAUCUUCGGCGAUGAAGGUGCAGGAACAGCCUUUGAUUCCAUUGAGGAUAUGAACGUGUAUAUGAACAAACGAUUGGACAAAAUGAACGAGUAUUUGAGCAGACAAGAAGACCAGCGUCGGUUCGAUCAUCUCGACUUGACCCCGUACGCGUUGGUAUUAUGCCACGGGGAUAUUUGUCGGAGAAACAUCAUCUUUGAGUCCGACGGGUCUCUUUGUCUUGUUGACUGGGGCUUUGCAGGGUUUUAUCCGCGCAUCUUCGAACUCGCAGCCAUUUCAUAUGUAGUCCAAAACAACGCUGCAUUCAAGGACCCGAUCAUCCACGAAUUCACGAAACUCUUGAGUCUGACCGAUAAAGAGAAACAAGAUAUCGACCGUUUUCGUGCCGUUCGCUUCGCAAAUCUUAGAUGGUCAUUUCGUGACCGUCGAACGACAGCUGAAGAGGAUAAAUUCAUCCAGGAACUUUACGAGACCCAAAAGAGGAUCAAAGAAGAGCAAGAAACGGCGGGCAUCCAAAGCUUUAUCAUUUCAGAGUUACUUGAUGGACUUCUUGAGCAGAAGUCGCGUCCAGAUUUGGAGGUCCGACAUGUUCCACGACCGUGGACUGGUUCCCAGACAGCCAUUGGCCAUGUGAAGAGGGUUGUUGUGGUGGGCUUGGAUGUCAAUGUCGCGUCGUUCAUUUUGGCCAUGAAGAUAUUAUCGUCUCGGCGUAUAUUCGUGAUCCGCACAACCCAGGGCAGCCCUAAGUAA